UUGAAUAAUAAACAAUGACGGUUUGUGUGAACUGUGGUGUUGAGGUGCUGGAUGAGAAGGGUGAAGAGAAGAGGGAGGUGUAUGAUGAGAAGCUGUACAAGAGCACAGGAAUCAUCAAGCUCAUUGAGUGCACACAGUGCAAGGAUUAUGUAGAUAAAUAUAUAGAAUAUGAGGGUUGUUUGGUUCUGCUAGAUUUAGCUCUGCAGCACCCGCCAGCAUAUCGUCAUUCUCUGAUCAAUCAAGAGCAUCGGACUCUUAUCUACAAAAUGGCGUUUCUCACACUUAUUGUGGACAGUUACUGCAGAUGGGCAAUGGAUUCAGCUGACAGACAGUUCUUUGAACGUGAAUUUGAAUUCUACGCCAAGUUUGGUUUGGCAGUCAGCAGUUUACUAGUCAACAUAUCUAUCUGUCUUCUCAUUGUAUCAUUUUAUCAGCUGUUCAAGAUGAGUUCUGUGGCGGUUAACUACCCCCGGUUGUUUGACGGCCUACUCCUGUCCUUCUGUACUCGGUUUCUCCAGCUCCUGGCCUUGCUAUGGGGGACAGAGUCAACUCAGUUUCUCUGGUGGUUUGUAGACUUCAUCUACCUACUCACAUCUUUCAAUGUUCUUAGGAUUUUAAGUGGGUUUGGUGAGAUUCAAUCCGCUGCUGUUGCUGUUGUUUCCCAUCUAGCUCUUCAUCUAGUGGACUUCAAUGGACAUCUACUGUUAUAGAUCUACUAGCUGCUGUUGCAGCUCUUAUCAUCUAGUUCUUCAUCUAGUGGAGUUCAAUGGACAUCUGCUGUUAUAGAUAUGCUAGCUGCUGUUACUGUUGUUUUCCAUCUAGCUCUUCAGGUUUGCAAGCUGAUUUCUCAUCUUACUUAAUCCUGUGGGACUUGGAUUUCCAACAACUGCUAUUGUUUUAAAUCUCGUGGAUGUGUACGUACAUGUUCUGUAGAUUUCCUAACGGCUGUGAAUAUAUCAACACUCAACAGUCAACACCCACCAGCCUCAAGAACUAAAAUUGAUUCGGAAUAAGAAUUAUCAAUUCAGGUUAUUUAAAUUAUUUUUCUUAUAAAAUAAUUCAGGUUUUAUUAAAACUUCAGUGACGAAGCAAAAGUGAGAGACAACAAGUGACAAGUUUGUUAAAUAACUUUGAUAAGAUUAUAAUUUAAGUUCUGUUAUUAAUUUUUGUAUGCAGUCAUAUUCAUAGCUCAUGAUCCUUCAAAAUUUGUUUUAUUGAUGUACUUGAGUUUGAUUAAAUACGUUUUUUUGUGCUUUA
This is a messenger RNA of Eurytemora carolleeae, 1257 nucleotides long. RefSeq names its product protein ARV1-like (gene Arv1). Gene Ontology annotation, cellular component: cortical endoplasmic reticulum; Golgi apparatus. The record is from RefSeq and is a predicted model, not a curated record. The coding region runs from base 15 to 710 and encodes 231 amino acids. Gene Ontology annotation, biological process: intracellular sterol transport; regulation of plasma membrane sterol distribution; sterol metabolic process. The transcript has 5 exons. Lineage: Eukaryota; Metazoa; Arthropoda; Copepoda; Calanoida; Temoridae.